This is a messenger RNA of Aaosphaeria arxii CBS 175.79, 1488 nucleotides long. RefSeq names its product folic acid synthesis protein-like protein. Bases 1 to 1488 code for a protein of 495 amino acids. NCBI's taxonomy places the organism in Eukaryota, Fungi, Ascomycota, Dothideomycetes, Pleosporales. Gene Ontology annotation, cellular component: mitochondrial envelope. Gene Ontology annotation, molecular function: 2-amino-4-hydroxy-6-hydroxymethyldihydropteridine diphosphokinase activity; dihydropteroate synthase activity. The record is from RefSeq and is a predicted model, not a curated record. The transcript has 4 exons. Gene Ontology annotation, biological process: tetrahydrofolate biosynthetic process.
AUGCAGCAUCUCCAGACGCACAGCCUCAGGCACAUCUUGUCCCUCGCCCACCCCUCCGCUCAUCAUCAUGUACGCCAAGACCAUGGAUUCGCCAAAUCGGCACGGCAUCGUGCAUACAUCGCCCUGGGGAGCAAUCUCGGCGACCGCGUGGCCAUGAUCGAGAAAGCCCUGCAGCUGGUCCAGAGAGACGGCAGCGUCCGAGUCCUGCGCACGAGUGGUCUUUGGGAAACCAAGGCCAUGUACGUGUUGGACCAGGACAAGUUCGUGAAUGGCGCAUGUGAAGUGGAAACGUCCCUAUCGCCCAUUGAGCUACUCGACAAGUUGCAGUCGGUCGAGAAUGAGAUGGGAAGGGUCAAGGUCGUCGACAAAGGUCCUCGUAAUAUCGACUUGGACAUCCUUCUCUACGACCAGGAGGUCUUCUUGAAUGAACGACUUCAGGUCCCUCACAAGCUGAUGCUCGAAAGAGAUUUCGUGCUUCGACCGCUAUGCGAAUUAAUUCCAGAUGCACUUCUUCCUCCAGAGGCUUCAUUGCCCUCAGGUACACUACGUGAACAGCUCGCACGACUACCGCCAUUGGAAGACCCGGUGUCUACACUAACACCACUCAUGCGACCUGGGUCUACAUCUAUCCCCCCUCCUAUCACAGCAGGGCACUCCACCCGAAGCACACGGGUAAUGUCCAUCAUUAACAUAACCCCCGACUCCUUUUCAGACGGUGGCAAGAACUACAACGCCGGCCCAGAAGCCCUCCGACGAACGAUCAAAUCCCAGAUCGCUUCCGGCGCAACCAUCUUCGACAUCGGCGGCCAAUCGACGCGGCCCGGCGCCGCAGUGGUAUCCGAAUCCGAAGAACUCUCCCGCAUUCUGCCCGUUAUCAAGCUCAUCCGAUCCACGCCCGAAGCCAACGACGUCUCCAUCAGCGUCGACACGUAUCAAUCGAGCAUCGCGCGGGCGGCCAUCGCAGCCGGCGCCGACAUCAUCAACGACGUCAGUGCCGGGCUCCUCGAUCCGCGCAUGCUGGAGACCGUCGCCGACCUGGGCUGCACCGUCUGUCUGAUGCACAUGCGCGGGACGCCGUCCACAAUGAACGAGAUGACGUCCUACCCGGAUGGCGUCGUGCAGGGCGUAGGCGAAGAGCUACUUGCUCGCGUCCGAGCCGCAGAGGCAGCGGGCGUCAAGCGCUGGCGCAUCAUCCUUGACCCGGGCAUCGGUUUCGCGAAGACGCUGGAUCAAAACCUGGAGCUGCUCCGUCGGUUGGGCGAGUUGAGGGAGUUCCCUGGCCUGGAGGGGAUGCCGUGGCUGCUGGGGACGAGCCGCAAGGCGUUCAUAGGACGUGUCACCGGCGUGCAGGAGGCGAGGGAGAGGACGUGGGGGACUGCUGCGACCGUUGCAGCGUCGAUACAAGGUGGCGCUGAUAUCAUUCGUGUACACGACGUGAAAGAGAUGGCACAGGUUACGACGAUGUCUGAUGCGAUAUGGCGGGUAUAA